AUGGCUUCCAGCGAUGACGUGGGACUUUCCCAGUCCGGUAUUAAGUGCAGAAGAUGCGGAGGAUCGUCUCUGAGUUCGUGGGAUCUGUUUCUACCCAUCACUCGAAGAGGAAGUUUCUUUCAAGACUCGUUCUUUUCGAAUAUACACCAUGACUUCGAUGCCGCCAUUAGGGAGGUACUAGGCAGGUGGAAUGAACCGGAUCUCAAGGUAACAGAUAGUAGGGAUGACGUCAGCCGUCGUUAUAGACGACUUCGAUCUCAGAAUAUGAAUGAAGAAAGUCAGGCAGUCACCGUCACGUCAGACAACACAGGACACAAAGUAAGGGGAAAGAAGCAAAAGGCGAGAGUCAAAGUCAAGAGUCAAGAAGCAGGACGAAAGAGUCAAGAGGUAAGAGUCACGAGUCAAGAGGUAGAUGGUAAGGGACAAGUUGUAGGAGUCAAAGUUAAGAGUCAAGAAUCAAGAAUCAAGAGUCGAGAUCAAGAGUCAAGAGUCAAGAAUCAAGAGUCGAGAUCAAAAGUCAAGAGUCAAGAAUCAAGAGUCGAGAUCAAGAGUCAAGAGUCAAGAAUCAAGAGUCGAGAUCAAGACCAAGAGUCAAGAAUCAAGAGUCAAGAGUCAAGAGUCGAAAGUCAAGAGUCAAGAAUCAAGAGUCAGGAGCCAAGAGCCGAGAGUCAAGGCGGAGACAUCGCGGCGCAAGGGCAGGGCAGCCAGAAAAGAAAAGAGGGGACUUAA
Molecule: messenger RNA, 729 nt
Organism: Penaeus indicus
Lineage: Eukaryota; Metazoa; Arthropoda; Malacostraca; Decapoda; Penaeidae
Product: PC4 and SFRS1-interacting protein-like
Exons: 2
Coding region: 1-729 (242 amino acids)
Source: RefSeq, a predicted model, not a curated record